Micropterus salmoides (largemouth bass) is the source of this 5639-nucleotide messenger RNA. RefSeq names its product oxysterol-binding protein 1-like. The coding region runs from base 188 to 2599 and encodes 803 amino acids. Lineage: Eukaryota; Metazoa; Chordata; Actinopteri; Centrarchiformes; Centrarchidae. Gene Ontology annotation, molecular function: sterol binding. Gene Ontology annotation, cellular component: membrane; cytosol; intracellular membrane-bounded organelle. The record is from RefSeq and is a predicted model, not a curated record. The transcript is spliced from 19 exons.
AACGGGGCUCAACGAUCGUUUUUUCGGUGCACAACCUGUAGAAAAGUAUUGUGCUUGAAAGUGGUUAGCAAAGCUAACACUAGCGAGCUGACAUCGCUUCAUUCAACACGACAUGCACGCCAUUCAUAGCUAAAAUCUUGCGCGGAAAGGGCUCUAACUUCACCCAGUGAAACCACAGCCUGUUGUGAUGUCGGAGCCUAAGCCCCCUACUCCAACCCCUGGAGACACUUACAAGGGUUGGCUCUUCAAAUGGACUAACUACAUUAAAGGCUACCAGAGACGCUGGUUUGUUCUGAGCAAUGGACUGCUGUCUUAUUAUAGGACCCAGGCAGAGAUGGGUCACACAUGCCGAGGCACCAUCAACUUGGCCACAGCCAAUAUUGCAGUGGAGGACUACUGCAAUUUUGUCAUUUCCAACGGAGGGGCGCAGACCUACCACUUGAAGGCCAACUCCGAAGUAGAGCGCCAGCGAUGGAUCACUGCUCUGGAGCUCGCGAAGGCAAAGGCCGUCCACAUGCAGGCUGAAUCUGAUGACUCGGGUGACGAUUGUCCUGCAGUGCCCCCGUCCUCAGGACAGGGUGGAGGCUGCCGUAACUCGGAAGUCCAGUCCACACUACGCACACUCAACAGUAAGGUGGAGGACCUCACCACCUGCAACGAUCUUAUUGUCAAGCAUGGGUCUGCCCUCCAAAGGUCUUUGUCAGAACUGGAGGGGAUUCGUAUCGGAGGGGACAUGGGGGAAAAGAUUAGACAAGUUACAGAGAGAGCCACUCUUUUCAGAAUCACAUCUAAUGCUAUGAUUAAUGCAUGUAGAGACUUCCUGUCCCUGGCCCAGAGCCACAGUAAGCGCUGGCAGAAGGCCUUACAGGUUGAAAGAGACCAGAGGAUACGGCUGGAGGAGACUCUGGAGCAGCUGGCCAAACAGCACAACCACUUGGAAAGAGCUUUCAGAGGAGCUACAGUUCUGCCCCCUUCAUUCAGCAAUCCGGCUUUAGGUAACAAAGCAGGCGUUUCAGGAAAAGGUGAUGCCAGUGAUGAGGACGAUGACAAUGAGUUCUUUGAUGCUAUGGAAGACCCAGCAGAGUUUAUUACUGUCCCUGCUGACCCCAAGUAUCACAGGAGAUCUGGCAGCAAUGUUAGUGGGAUCAGCAAUGAGACAGGAAUGGACGAUCAGUCGAUAAAUUUUGAUGAACAGUCUUUGGCAUCCAAUCCAGAGUCUCCACAGUCCCUUGAGCUAGAGUCAGUUCGACAAAGACGGACUCGCAUCCCCGACAAGCCCAACUAUUACCUCAAUCUGUGGAGCAUCAUGAAGAACUGCAUUGGAAAGGAGCUCUCAAAGAUACCAAUGCCUGUGAAUUUCAAUGAGCCUCUCUCAAUGCUGCAACGUCUGUCUGAAGACUUGGAGUACUACGACCUGCUGGAUAAGGCUGCUAAGUGUCAGAGCUCUCUAGAGCAGAUGUGUUAUGUGGCCGCUUUCACGGUCUCUUCCUACUCCACCACUGUUUACCGCACAGGAAAACCCUUCAAUCCUCUGCUGGGAGAAACGUUUGAGCUUGACCGGCUAAAAGAGUGUGGCUACCGCUCCCUCUGUGAACAGGUGAGCCACCACCCACCUGCUGCAGCUCACCAUGCCAUCUCUGAAAAGGGCUGGAGCCUCAGACAAGAAAUUACCCUGGCCAGCAAGUUUCGAGGGAAAUAUCUCUCUAUCAUGCCUUUGGGUUCUAUCCAGUGUAUAUUUGAGAAAAGCAACAAUCACUACUCUUGGAAGAAAGUGACUACAACAGUACACAACAUCAUUGUUGGAAAAUUAUGGAUUGACCAGUCAGGGGAGAUAGAUGUGGUGAACCACAGGACAGGAGAUCGCUGCCACCUCAAGUUUGCUCCCUACAGUUACUUCUCCAGAGAUGUACCAAGAAAGGUAACGGGAGUAGUAACGGAUAAGGAUGGGAAGGCCCAUUACGUGCUAUCAGGUACGUGGGAUGAGAAGAUGGAGUUUUCCAGGGUAAUGCAGAGCAGUAAAGGCGAGAACGGCACUGAAGGCAAACAAAGGACUGUCUAUCAGACCCUCAAAGCCAAAGAAAUCUGGACAAAGAACCCUUUACCAGAGGGAGCAGAGAACAUGUACUACUUCUCCUCACUGGCCUUGACACUCAAUGAAUUUGAAGAGGGAGUGGCGCCGACAGACAGUCGACGACGCCCUGACCAAAGGUUAAUGGAGGACGGCCGUUGGGAUGAGGCCAACGCAGAGAAACAGAGGCUAGAAGAGAAACAGCGCACCACCCGUCGAGAAAGGGAGAGGGAGGCUGUCACAGCCAGCACACCUGAGGAAGCAGUCACUGAGGAUUCAAUCAAUGAUUCACCCUUAAAAACUGAUGCAGGGGAGACUGGCACAGAAGCAAAUGAGGUUUCUGAUGAAACUGACACAGAGGACUCUUCCCCUCAUACACCUGUUGCAUGCCCCCAUCAAGAAAACUACCAAGCACUGUGGUUUGAGAAGUUAGACGACCCCGUAUCCGGAGAGACCUUGCACGUCUACAAGGGCGGUUACUGGGAGGCGAAGGAACAAGGCAAAUGGGACAUGUGCCCGGACAUCUUCUGAUCCCAGCCGAGUCAGCCCGUUUUCCUCUGUGGUGUACAAAUGAGAAGAGGUAAACUACCUUACAUCAGCUAAAAUAGGGAAUCAAGCCUGACAUCAACCUAUCUAAGUCCAUAACUUGAACUGAUCACCCCACUUGGCUCCCCUUUUCCAGCAGUGAUUUGCUCAGGAUGAAGGGCAUCUGGACUUCACCCUCAACGUAGAUGCAAUGCACAUCGUAGCAUUGUUGUAACAUCGUAGCUGAUUAGUGUUCAGCGUUCUCUCUCUCACUGCCUCUCACACACUGAUGUUUAUCUUGAUCUUUGUCUACUGCCUGUUCUUUGGUAUCACCUUUUGAGUUGCAUUUGGCAACAGGUUAUUCUGGUAAUGUCAUUAUGCAUUUUUCUUUACUUUCAAAGGCGUAAUUCAUCCAGGUGAUGUCUUACAAUAACCAUGGUUUGCUUAGAUAUAGUAAGCUAACAUGUCAUUUAUGUGUUUUGUUUUUGUUGUGCAUUCUGGAUUCUGAUUAUAUUAGCCAUGAAUGUAUUGCAGCUUCACCAGCACAGCAACACUGUAAGUCAAAGUUUAAUCAUACCCAACUUUUUAAAUAGUUCACACAGUAAAUAUUCAUUGUACCAGUUUCAGACCACAUCAGGUGCAUAAAUGCACGGGCUUCAGUGGUUCUGACAAAGAAGAGGAAGUAAAAACAAUAAUUUUUGGACUGAUAUAAAAUAAUAAAUGUCACAAACACUAAGACAUGAUACAGAGUUUGCCUUUGAAUUUAUGGUGAUUUGCGGUGCUACUUUAAUUUCUGAAGUGAAACAACUAUACCUACAUAUUAGCCUUUUUUCAUUUUUGCACUUGACUAGUUCAAAAUCUCGUGAUUUUCUUUUUUCUUUUACCCUGAUAUUCCACCGAUCCCCCUAUAUAAUACAUGGUAGUGGUGAAGAGACGUGAAAGGUCAUUAUGAUUAUGCCUCUCCUCAUAUAUUGGCCUGGUAACAUCUGUUGUGGUGACCGAUUUUUCUGAUUCUGGGUCUUUAAAUAGCUGCAGACGACAAGGUUUUUAAAAAAAAGUUUUUCACUAUAAGAACAGUUAAUAAUGGCAUUUCUGUGUGUACCACAUUCAUUUUAAAAGAAUAUAUCUUUAUUUCAUAUGAUAGCAUAGUGAAUGCUAUAUGAACAAAAAUAGAGGCACCAAACAAAUCUGUAAGUACCAAUGGAAUAAUGAAAUAAAUUAAAAAAUACCAACAGCACUUUUGCUAAUAAUGAGGGGGGGGGGGGGGUAUUCACAUUGGUUUUUUUUUUUUUCCUUCAACAAUCAAUUUUGAAGAAUAACUUAACACUAAAUCCACUUGUUUGGAUGAGGAAAUUACAUGUAGAGUUUCUCUACUACACUGUAAAUUGAUCCUGUUCACAUUCUAUAGUGUUUAUUACAACAGAAGUUACUUUUGUUUUUACAGGGAAAACCCAAUAAUCCUAUCCUCUAGACCCCCCGCAAAACCACCCCCCGAUAUAUGGGUGGCAGAUGCAUUUUCUUUUGUAUUUGUGAAGGGGGCAUGUUCAAGCUGAAACUGUCUCUGUAAAGAGUGUAGCUGUUUAUCAUGUAAUUGAGAGCAAGAUCCUAAUAUAAUGAAAUCAUAUUGACUCCAAGAAUGCUUAAGUUGAAGAUAAAAUGUGCUAUCAAGUCUAUUUUCAUUCUCCACCCAAGCACACAAGAGCCUAAAGUUUGUGCUCUUAAUGAUGCUUGGAUCGCCUCUAACAGUUGUGCUUUCAAAGUAAAUAUCGAGACGCACCAUUUAAACAGUCGAGGUUGAUUUAAGAGCAGCAGAGCUGUGCUCCAAGUUGUCACUGAGCUGUGUGCUGAUUCUACUGGCUUGAUGAUUAGUGAAGUGAAAGGAAAUGCGAGGUGUUUUUGUCUUCCUGGUUUCCUUUUAAAUGUACUGAUCAUAGCUUUAAUCUUGAUUUAGGUUAUUUCAGUAUUUCGUGUGUUGGGAGUGUAGAUGUAUAAAAGACAGCAAUAAGAGUGCCUCAGUGCGUAUGUACAUGUGGCACAAAAUGAAAUGCGUGAAGCGGGGAACGCUGCACACUGCAAAUACUAAAAUCUGUCAUUGUAUUCAUCUCUGUUGAUGAUAUGAGUGUAAGGACUGUGCGGUUGAUGGAAAUCAAAUUUUUAUUUUAUAUUCAAGUGUACUUAAAAGGAGGACACUGAAGAUCACAAAACAUAAUGUUGCAAAUAUUUCUGUGUAAAUAUAAUAAAUAGUGACGUAAUUGUGAUAACUGGUUAUAUUAGAGAAUCUAAUGGCGGUGAAGCACUUUUAUUUCUUUUUCUUUUUUAUUGUUUUCUCAGAACUGGAUGCAUUUUCAUUGUCUGAGCUGAGAGUACCAUGUUACCACAAGUCACCCUCUACCAGAUAUGAUAGCUUUAUUUUAAAUAUUAAUUUCUUUUGGUCUGAACCAUCCCUUACUCUGAUCUACUGUCAUUCCAUACAUCAUUUAAACAGAUGAUGUUGUGUUAUGAUGAGUGUGUUGUGAGGAAUAUACAGCUUAAAUUACAGAACGACUUUACAGGUUUCUGUCUGUCCAGUCUUUUUCGACAAAAAUAAUCCUAUCUCCACUGUUCAAAAUUGCAUAGCCGCAUUAUUCAAUCUGUGUGUUUUUAACUUCUUUCUUAAGUUUCCUUUUUUACCCCUUUUAUUGUUUCCAGCUAUUUUUUUUUUUUUGCCCCUGCACUGUGGAGAUGAGACGAUGCCCCAACUUCCCACAAUUGGUAAAAAUUGACUGUAGGUGUUCUUGCACUUCCGUACAAUAUCCAUUAUUUAUCAUGCCCUAUGUGAUUUGACUUUUUGAUGUUGGCUACUGAAGAUUUGUCAUUUUGUGAGUUUGUUUUGAAAACUUUUCCUAAACCAUGUUCAGUAAUUGCAAACGUGUGUCCAUUAGUUAAAAUAUGCAGCUGUAUGGACUCACAGUUCUGAGCAUACUUUUCACCUUUUCUGUCCUUCAAUGCAGUUUCUUAGCAGGAUUGUGUUAGAGGUUGACAAUAUUAAAGUCUUAAUGGAAAUGAA